Molecule: messenger RNA, 4866 nt
Organism: Ectocarpus sp. CCAP 1310/34
Lineage: Eukaryota; Phaeophyceae; Ectocarpales; Ectocarpaceae
Source: the annotation of a GenBank genome assembly
UAUCCUAAUUUUCGGCCCCGUCAGUACCUCUUGGCUGACACGGUCUCCACAGGGUUUUCCCAGGGUGUGCACCCCGCCAGGGUCCCUGAGUGGCAGGGUACGUACAGGGUGUGGGAUCAGUACCCUGGCAGGGUACCCACCCUGCCAUUGGGUCAAGCCUGCAGCGUAGUCUUCCAGGGUGACCUUGACAGGGUGAAAUCUCCCCACCCUGGCAGGGUAGCCGAAUGGCUACAGCCCGCACGUGGGCCGGUGCUUCUGUAGGAUGGCCGGGAAAGAGCUUGCCCUACCCUUCGCUAGAGCUAGUGGAGAAUGCGCUCUCAACAACUGCGAAGGACGAUUUCAACGGCCAUGCAAGGGCGUUCGAGGCCGCCGCAACUUGGAACGGAGAGAGACUCCGUCACAGACAAGACGAAACCCGUGCGCCGCACCUAUGUUGUGCCGAGUACGGACACGGACGCGAGACUUUCUCGCGGCUGAAGCAGUUCCUGUCGCCCGAGGCGGUGCGGGUGGUGUCUCACUCUGAAGACCUCGGGGCUUGUUUCUUCGCAUCAGCUUCCCAUGCUCAAGCGUCCGCGAUAAUAGAGGACCAGGAGCAGUUCGGGUUGGAAAGCUUUUCGCCUUUUCCGUCAGCGUUGAAACUUGCACCGGGGCUCGUCGACCACAGCCAAAGGCAUGACAAAGAUAAGGAAACGACAACAGGGCUGGACAGACUGAGUGCGAGACAUGGCGCACGGAUGCGCAUGUCGAAUGUGGAAGGCUUGAGCAUCGAGCUCACGCCUGGUACUUUGGCCUCACGAUCUGUGGAGGCCGAGGCUUUUAUCAGCGAUACGCUCGGGGAUCUGAUGUUAGCAUCGGUAGACUUGCACUCGACCAACUUUUGGUCUGAUCAAAAUAUGGGCGGGGGAGAACAGCUCUCUUUUCCUGGGGGCGCUGUACGAGCGAGAGAUUGGAGCAAAGCAGCCAGUGUUGUGCACGAGCUCAGCGAGGCAGCAGGCACGAGCCCUGGAGAUAUCUGCUCAUGGAAUAGGGUUUCUGUGCACCAUGCCGAAGGCGACGUGCUAUUGGUGUCAGGCCUGGACCACCUCCUGCACUCCGGUAGGGGCGCGGGAGGACGAAGCGACGGAGGGGAAUCAGCCGAAUUGCAUAUUGCCUGUUUCAUGGGACUCGUGUCCUUCCUCGCGAGCAAGCCGGAGGUUCUAAGAGUUGCCCCCAGGCAAUCACAAGCACUGCUGAACGCGUCCGCGCGGGCCAACAUCCAAAGUGCCACGGUGACAGAUACGCCGCUCACGGACGCAGGGUUAGAUGGAACGGGCCAGGUCGUCCAGGUGAUCGACUCAGGGGUCGAUGAGUCUUCGUGCUUUUUUGCUCACGACGAGAGCGGCGACCACGUACCCCACGGGCACUAUUUCGAGGAGUGGGGAAUCAACCCGCCCCUGACCUCCUCCUCCUUCUCCUCGCCUACAAGUGACGACGACGACUCGCUGGGGUGGCCGCGGGCCACCGACGACCACCGCACAGGCUCGUACUACCAGAUCGCGGAAGAAUUCGACGGUGGGGAUUUCACCAUCUUCCCCGAUAGACGCAAGAUCAUCCAGUACAUCAAUCUGAUCAAGUCAGACGACACCGAGGGGUCACACGGCGAUUCUUUCACCACCUCUCUUGGGCAGCAGUAUCCCUGGCUUCCCGCAGAUCGCUUCGAGUAUGACUAUGAGGCCGGCCAUGGCACUCACGUCGCCGGAUCGGUUGCGGGGGCUACGCUGAACACCCCGGCAGAGCUGAUUUCGUGCAAGGAUACGGAGACGAUGAGCUGCGUGGGUGCUUGCGUCGAUGACGACGAGGCGAAUGACGUGGAUGACCUCGCCACGCCCAACGUCGAGAUCGUAGAUCUUGACAGGCUUUGCCCGCUGUUCUCUGACUAUGACUGUGACGUGCUUGAGACGGAAAAGUGCUUGAGUGACGAUGUCGCUGAGACCCUCACGAACAACGGAGGCAUGGCUCAGGGCGCGAAACUCGCAAUUUUCGAUGCGUUCUACGACAAUUUCGGUCUGUCCCCCUUUGUCGGGAACGGCUUGUGGGAGCCGUGCGCGGAGGCUGACUGCAAGAUCCAUUCCAAUAGCUAUGGGGGAGAUUUCGAGUGCUCGUUGGGACCGAACGAUGUGCUGUACGACGGAUGGAUGGUUUCGAAUCCGGAGAACCUCUUGAUUUUUGCUGCAGGCAAUGACGGCGAGCGACGGCGGUCGACGUGUACGAUGAGUAGCCCCGCCAUCGCCAAGAACGUUCUUGCGGUCGGGGCGUCGACGUCCGGUGACACCCGCUUGUCCGCCACUCCAGGCUUGGGCAUAGACACAGUGGCAGUGUUCAGCUCGUACGGACCCACCUCUGAUUCCCGCAUCAAGCCGGAGGUCUUGGCGCCUGGCGAUGCGAUCUACUCCGCCGCCAGCGAUGGCUCGAUGGACUCUCAUUCGUGCCGCCUGUGGGCGUACGCCGGGACGUCCAUGUCCACCCCGAUUGUUGCCGGAGCAUCGGCAAUGAUCAGGCAGUACUUCAUGAACGAGACGUUUUUCGCCACGGACAUGACGGCCAGGGGGUUCUGCGAUGAGUGGGCGGGUUGCGAGGCCUUCUCGCCUUCUUCCGCAACGCUAAAGGCGUUGAUGAUCAACAGCGCGAACCUGAUGGGAGGGAGCAGCGAGCCAGAUGGCUCUCGCGGCUUCGGGCGCAUCCACCUCGAGGCAGGGAUGCCACUAAGAGGAGAGGGAAGCUUGGCCCUCUUCGUGUCAGACUCCAACUACACCUCGAUCCCGGAGCGCACUCGCCAGGAAUACAACUUCGACGUGAACGCCACCGCUCGCCUGGACUUGCGUGUCACGUUGUCGUGGCUCGACCCGCCUGCCACCACAUUUUCGGCGGUGCAGCUGGUGCACGACCUAGAUCUGGUCGUCAUUUCCCCGAACGGCACGAGAUACACCAUGUGGGCCUCGGGGGUGACGGACUCGGCGAACGUCAACGAGCGGGUGAUCGUGGACGCGGGUGAUGUGGAGACAGGAACCUGGAGCGUAUGGAUCUGGGCCGACAACCUCACCACCGACGUGCAGAGCUAUUCGCUUGUCGUGAACGGGGCCAUAAGUCCGGGGACGGGCGUAGGGGCUAUUGAACGGUCCUCUUCGACGUCUUCGACGUCCUCGGACGGGGUCCUUGAGACUCCCCCCCGGUGGGAAACAGGGCUUAGUACCUCUGAUUCUGAUACUGCGGACACGUACACCGAGCCUGAGGAAAUCACUUCGUCUGAUUUGUACUGGGACACGGAAGCUCCAGUUGACGCAGAGAGUGGUCAGAAUGGAGCGCGCACAGCUGUGUCCGCCUGGUCAAGCUUGUGCGUGUGGUUGAUGUACGGUGUCCUGGCGCCCCUUUCGGCCAUUGCUUUAGCCACCCUGUCUUGAAGUGUGUUCUCGAAACGGCGGCGUAAGUCGACCAGACCCCUUUUGGUUGUAGUACGCAGCUGCUUCUAAUUUUGACAGGCGAAUUUGCGCCGUGGCGUGAGACGCUCGCUUGCUUUUGUAAGUUCAGUGCAUGGAUGUGCCGCUGGUGGGAAACAAAUGUGUCAACGUUGAUCGAUGUCGUCCAGGUCCAGAGAGUGUUCUAGGUUUAGCCAGUGCCUUCAGAGUUUGUGCGUUUGAUUGUUCCCGGCCUCUCAUCUUUAUCUGUGAUAAAUUUCGUCACGACGCACCUAACGUGGUAGUGUUUAUGCUGGAGCUUGUAGCACAAGUGCGAAGUUGUAGAAUUAAUGACCGGCAGGGUAGCUCCCAUCGUGCUACAUUUCUUUGACAAGCACUACGCAAGGGAAACCACCGCCGGACCUUGGCAGCACGGCUGUGUUUUUUCAAGGCGAUGGUGAUGUCUGACCCUUGUUCGCUUUCGUUCUGUGUUGCUUGGUUUGUUUGUUCACCUUCGCGGUGGGUACACUAUUUUUUGCACGUCGUGGUAGGGCCCUCUGGCAGGCGAGAUUCCCGCUCCUUCGCUUAUUCGGGUAGUUGUUACGGUAUGGUUCGAGGCUUGAAGUGGGUGGAUACGCGAACGGCCGCAGGUACGUGUAUAGCUCUACGGUUGCGCGCUACUGUGACAUUAUUCGCUCUUCUUGCUGUUUUCGUUGGUGUUGAGCUUGCUCCUGUCAACAUUCUUCCUUAAGCUUCUUUGGCGCUGUCACCUUUCUCGUCCAAUGUUUUAAUAUUGGCGUGUUCCGGUUGUGUGUGUUGUGCUGCCGUCGAUCGUAUUGGGCAUUAAACUGCGGGGGUAGAAGAGAGCAAGUAUGUUCUUGACUGUAGGAGCGUUUCUCAUUUACUCCAUCGGUGCUAUAAUUCUGCUCCAGUCGGCCAUUGUGUACAUCAUGUUCGUACUUUUUCAUCGUUGAUGGCAGAAUUGCAGACAAAGAUCUACAGUAGAGUUCAUUCUGUGUGGCAUAUGUUGCCUGUGCAACAGGAACAAUAUUCAGUUACGCUGUAUUGACAAUAGUUCCCUUGGUUUUAUGUGCUUGUCUCCAAGCAGAAAAAAUUGAAGUAAUGAAAGGCCACCUACAGAGAGAAUAAGAGGUAGAGACAGAGAGAGACAGAGACUGGCGGGCGGACGGGCGUAUCGGAUCUGGCGCUACAGGACGAGCCAGUUUCAUUUACGUCUGUAACAAACAUCAAUUGCAGCCUGUUUUGGUGUAGUGGUCAUGACACAGGUCGUCAAGGGGGUGUUGUGCCUCACCUGUUCCUCUUUUUCUUUCAAUGUCUGUGCGCGAAGUGUGGGUGUUUUGCUAGUAGCAUGGGCCCGAACGCAGUGGAUGUUGAAGACGAAAUCGUAUGCAUAUCCCCAUUUGUGUGGGGUUCC